AUGACUACCCCUGAUUUGAAUGAGAUUCAUGACUUUCUGGUGUCCCUGGCCCACCGGGCGGGUGAGAUUAUCACGAAUGCUCUGCCUGAAACCAGUGGUACCGGGUCCAAGAAGAACAGUGCCGACCUGGUCACAGAAUAUGACCGUGCAGUGGAGAAGAUGAUUUCGACGUCACUCAAGGAGAAAUUUCCCGAUUACGUGUUUCAUGGCGAGGAGACCUAUGAUCCCAAUCAGCCUUUGACCGAUGCCCCCACGUUCAUCGUGGAUCCAAUUGAUGGAACUGUGAACUUCGUCCACAGUUUCCCGUAUGCCUGUGUCUCUCUGGGCUUUGCCGUGGGCCGAGUUCCUGCCGUGGGAGUGGUCUACAACCCGUUCACCAAGACCUUACAUUCUGCUGUUCGAGGCCAAGGCGCAUUUUUAAACCGGGAAACCCGCCUGCCGCUAAAGGGAGAGACUGUAGAGCCCCUUUCUGGGCUUGCCAAUGCUCUCAUCAGCAUCGAAUGGGGCUCCGAUCGCAGCGGGCCCAAUUGGGACACCAAAGUUCGUACCUUCGCGAAACUGGGUCAGGCGAAAGAGGAUGGGGGCGCGAUGGUGCGCUCCAUGCGGAGUCUGGGAUCGGCUGCACUCAACAUGUGCGCGGUUGCGGAGGGUACCAUGGACCUGUACUGGGAAGGGGGAUGCUGGGAGUGGGAUGUCUGUGCAGCAUGGGUCAUCCUGACCGAGGCAGGAGGCAUCAUAGUGGAUGGGAAUCCCGGUGGAUGGAAGGCUUCUCUGGAUGGGCGAAAGUAUCUGGCGGUUCGAGGAGCCCCCGAGGCAGGACAGAAGGAGAUCGUGGAAGAGUUCUGGAGCAACAUCCAAGGCCGAUUGGACUACUAG
This is a messenger RNA of Penicillium pulvis, 876 nucleotides long. RefSeq names its product inositol monophosphatase family protein. The transcript has 3 exons. Bases 1 to 876 code for a protein of 291 amino acids. NCBI's taxonomy places the organism in Eukaryota, Fungi, Ascomycota, Eurotiomycetes, Eurotiales, Aspergillaceae. Gene Ontology annotation, biological process: signal transduction; phosphatidylinositol phosphate biosynthetic process; inositol metabolic process. The record is from RefSeq and is a predicted model, not a curated record. Gene Ontology annotation, molecular function: inositol monophosphate 1-phosphatase activity.